This is a messenger RNA of Anastrepha obliqua, 1293 nucleotides long. Its product is annotated as E3 ubiquitin-protein ligase RNF181 homolog. Gene Ontology annotation, biological process: protein ubiquitination. Gene Ontology annotation, cellular component: cytoplasm. The record is from RefSeq and is a predicted model, not a curated record. Lineage: Eukaryota; Metazoa; Arthropoda; Insecta; Diptera; Tephritidae. Gene Ontology annotation, molecular function: ubiquitin protein ligase activity. The transcript is spliced from 4 exons. Bases 723 to 1166 code for a protein of 147 amino acids.
CUGAACAAUUUUGUGGUUAAUCGUGCGGUUGUUUGCUGCAAAUUUUAUUCAACAGUUUUUAUAAAUAGUUUUUGCGUGUGAAAUUUCACGAAAUAAAUAGGGAAAUAGUAAUGAUUAUUCUGUGUAUUAGGAAUUGCGCAUUGUGACAAAAAUAUUUAAAGAAAAAUUGCUUGAAUUAAAACGGUAACAAACUGGGUGAACGGCAACGAAUAGUGCACAGCGAAGAAAAUAUAACAGAAAAAAGGCCAGGUCACGACUACGAAAGACGCGAAUCAUUCUCUGCUAUUCGUCUGCACUUUAUAUGUAUUUUCGCAUAUUCGUUUAUACGUGAGCUUCAGCUUUGGUGAAACUUAAUUUCGUGCCGCAUAGUAAACAUUUUUAAGCAAAAACCUACGACGAACUUUUAUUGCUUAGUGCAACAUUGUGUGUGAAGAGUAGACAAACAUAAUUGUACAUAAAUACAUCAGCUGUGAAAAUUGGAGUAAAACUCAAUUGCUGGCAACAGUCUUUGGUGAUAGUGCGAAAAUCAAUUUUCAAUUAACCUGAGAUUCUACAACGUUGCAGUUGUUCUAAUUAGAUUUGAAUCGAUUUUUUACCGAAGCCACAACGCCUUUGCAUUUGCAUCUUAUUGUUGCUAGGACAGACAGCGUCCCAAACAAAUUGGAACAGAGCAUUGACUUUGAUUACAUCUAAGCAGAUCGCGGCUAAACAUCGUUGAGGCAAUGGCAGACUACUUCGAGGACAUGGGCCACGAACCCACCGGCGCCGAGGGUCCUAAUGAUUUUGCCAAACACUAUAAACGCCUACAAGUCUUGGCCAUCAUGAAUGGCAUCGACAUGGAGAUUGAAGUGCCGGAAGCAUCAAAGCGCGCCAUUGCCGCUCUACCGGAGCACGUUAUUACCAAGGAGGAGGUGGCUGAGGAACUGGAAUGCGCCGUUUGUAAGCAGGCUGCGGAAGUCGAUGAGAAAUACAAGAUUUUGCCAUGUAAGCAUGAAUUUCACGAGGAGUGCGUUUUGUUGUGGCUGAAAAAGGCCAAUUCUUGUCCGAUGUGCCGUUAUGAAUUAGAAACAGAUGAUCCAGUCUAUGAGGAGUUGCGCGAGUUUCGCCAAGACGAAUCCAAUCGGCGCCAGCGUCAAAAUUACAUGAUGGAUUCCAUGUUUUCUUAAAUUCCAUGCUAAUGCACCUAAAUUUAUUAAUAUAUAUGUACAUACAUAUGUAUAUGUAUUAUAAGUGGAAAAGGGGUGGUGGUGGGUGAGGAAUGCACUUUUGGUGUGCACGCACCUGAAUAUUUUU